CUUUCGGUACGAACGUGUGUGGCGGGCGGAUGCCGUUCAUGAAAAACAAAUUUACAUCGCUCCGAUUCGGUUAACUCGCUCAAAUGCGUGCGUGCGGAUAGACAGUGAACACCGAAAAAAAAAACAUGCCGAGCAAAGUGGUAAAGAAGUGGGGGAAACACCAGUCAGUACCACCGCUGAGAUAGAGUUCAUCAAAAGAAUCAUAAAAACAAUCGAACUACUGGCGCUGUAAAUCAACGUUUGUUAUUGACCACGAAUUGUGAAUGGCUAAGCGGCGCCCAACGAGAUUCCGACCUUCCUCCAUUGAUGAAAAAAUGCUGACAUUUCAAUUGAACAUUAAUAUAUUUACAAACAAACAUGCACGUGGAUAAAUAAACAAACAAUUUUAAUUGAAAUUGAUAUGAAAAAAGAGUGAAAACAAUUAAUAGUGAAAUGAUUGAAACAAUUAACAUCAACAACAACAAAAACAACAAUAAUAAAAAUAACAAUAAAAUCAGAAUAUGUACAACGUGACAAUUCAAUUGUUAUGCGCCACACGAACAAACACUUCAGCAAGUCAUCAAUGACAUCGUCACCAACAUCAUUACCAUAUCAAUAAAAAAUACAGCAGCAGCACCAACAACAACUACCACAAAUGAUUUGCUCCGGUGGAAGUCUACAAAAUAAGGCUAUAGCCGGGAAAAAGAACAACAUCAUGCAAGAUAUACGAUUACGCAUGGAAAACCAUCAACAUCAUCAUCACCACCAUCAUAAUACGACACCACCGUCACCUGCGACCCAUCACCUCCAACAUCAGUAUCAGAACCAACAACCACAUCACGUGUCGUCAUCAUCACAUCACAUGGCCAGCAGUUUGGGAAGACGCUCAACGCCGAAUACCAUUCAGGCUUUACCUCAAAUUAGCAUUGGUUGCAAUGAAGACGCCAACAUUGUGAAACAUCAUCCGCAUCAGGUCCCAUUGUCACCCAGUUCCGAGGAGGAUAAUUCAGUCACGGAAAUGAAUAAUUGUCGGCGUCUAUUGGAUAAACCGCCAUUGGUUAAACGUCUCACCAUGGGCAUGGGUUUGAAAAGAACCACCGAAGACAGCAGACCAUUGGUCCACACCACACCUCCCUCCCUCAAUUCAUAUACAUCGACGCACAACUUCUCCGAUGGCUAUGUAAAUGAAGCAAUUUGUGAUCCAGAUAAAUUCAUAUCAACACGAUUCGGCGAUUCGUGUCGUCAGUCCCUAACCGAUCUUAAGAGUUCUCAAUGCUUUACCGAACAGAAUACGGAAUUUGGCUAUCAAAAAUCCUUUCUAAGGAAAACUUGUAGUGCCAACUCAAGUCCCAAAAUAAUAUCGCCCAGUGGGACAUUACGUGUCGAGGGUCUUAGUCUGGCCGAACAGAAAGAACUGAAAGGUGCUCCAUGGUUCCAGGCCGGCAUUCCGCGUGAAAUAUCACUUGAGGUCUUAUCGAAACAACCACCCGGCUCAUUUUUAGUUAGGCAAAGUAAUACAAAACCCGGAUGUUUUGCAUUAUCACUACGUGUACCUCCGCCAGCGCCCAAAGUUGCUCAUUACUUGAUUUUGAAGACUCCAAAUGGUUAUAAAAUUAAGGGGUUUACCAAGGAAUUUUCCUCAUUGCGAGCCCUCAUCACCCACCAUUCGGUAAUGCCAGAAUUGUUGCCGGUGCCUUUAAAUCUGCCACGACCCCAAACGAAUAUGUCACACAACAGUACACGGGAUAGAGGGAAUUUCGAUACCUAUGGAUCUUUGAAUGAUUUCCAUAAAAUGAUGGAUGAUUUGAAUGUCUGAUAUGCAAAACCUGACAAAAAAUGGACUUAAACUAUCACCACCAUGAAGAAACGCAACAAGAAUUUUCAAAAUAUAAAUAAUAUGGGCCAAUAGGAAACAUAAAUUACAAUGUAUGAUAAAAAAAAAAAAACAAAUUAUUAUUAAUUUUAUAAAAAUGCUAAAAUUUAAUUUUUUUGGCAAAAUAGUUAUAAAUUUAAUUUUAUUUUGCAAUGCCUUUUCUUAAUUUUAUUGUUUCUUAGCAAAAAAAAUGUUAAAAACACUCAAUUGUAGCUAUGGAAAAUAUAAUAUUUACUACAAAUCAUAAACUGUGAAUAAACUGUUAACAGUAUGCAUUAAUUAGAUACGUUCGCAUUGUUCGUUUUAUAUAUGUAAUUAGGUGUUUAAUUCAAAUUCUUUGAAACAAAAAAAUGGACUUACUUGUUUAAAAU
Molecule: messenger RNA, 2223 nt
Organism: Musca domestica (house fly)
Lineage: Eukaryota; Metazoa; Arthropoda; Insecta; Diptera; Muscidae
Product: EGFR adapter protein
Exons: 6
Coding region: 635-1795 (386 amino acids)
Source: RefSeq, a predicted model, not a curated record